UUCCGGGGACGCGGGAGUGAGGCCUUCCUCUGCCGACAUGCACCGACAGAACUUCCGACCCCCGACUCCUCCUUACCCCGGCCUGGGGGUAGGAGGUUGGAGCAGCAGGAGCAGCUACCGGGGUACCCGGGGCGGAGGCGGGCUGCGGCCUCCCUCCCCUCGGGACCGGUACUACGGGAGCCCGCAUCCCACGCCGUUCGGGCCCCGGUGUAGGCCCUAUGGGAGCAGCCACUCUCGGCGACAGGGCGGCAGCUUCCCGGGGGGCUGGUUCGGGCCGCUGUCCCCUGGCAGCUACCCCGGCUCCUACUCCAGGUCCCCCGCGGGGUCCCAGCAGCAAUUCGGCUACUCCCCAGGGCAGCAGGCCCACCCCCAGAGUUCUCCAAGGACAUCUACACCUUUUGGAUCAGGGUGCGGUAGAGAAAAAAGAAUGUCUAAUGAGUUGGAAAGUUAUUUCAAACCUUCAAUGCUUGAAGACCCUUGGGCUGGCCUAGAACCAGUGUCUGUAGUGGAUAUAAGCCAACAAUACAGCAAUACUCAAACAUUCACAGGCAAAAAAGAAGAUACUUUUGUUAACAUUUCUGAAAUUCAACUGGAAGCUUCAUGUGUCAGGAACAUCUUGGACAUAACUCACUUGUGUACCUAAGUUGAACCCUGACAUGGUGACUUUGACUGAAUAAUUAGUUGAGUCUUCUUGGUAUUUUUCAUCAUGUCAAAUAUUGUUGGUAUUAGAAAAGAAAUAUGGUAGGAUAAUUUGCAAUAUUUCUCUGAAAGUGCCUACCACAUUUUAGAAGAUUUACAGUUUCCAACUAUUUAACAUUCUUGGUUAUAUAAUGGACAUUUGUCUUUUAAUGUUUUUCCAGUGUUUUAAAAUAAAACAUUUUGUCUUCCUAAAAAAAAAAAAA
Messenger RNA from Myotis daubentonii (Daubenton's bat), 902 nucleotides. Its product is annotated as M-phase-specific PLK1-interacting protein-like. Bases 38 to 643 code for a protein of 201 amino acids. The record is from RefSeq and is a predicted model, not a curated record. The transcript has a single exon. Lineage: Eukaryota; Metazoa; Chordata; Mammalia; Chiroptera; Vespertilionidae.